Molecule: messenger RNA, 861 nt
Organism: Psilocybe cubensis
Lineage: Eukaryota; Fungi; Basidiomycota; Agaricomycetes; Agaricales; Agrocybaceae
Exons: 3
Coding region: 1-861 (286 amino acids)
Biological process (GO): N-terminal protein amino acid methylation
Cellular component (GO): cytoplasm
Molecular function (GO): N-terminal protein N-methyltransferase activity
Source: RefSeq, a predicted model, not a curated record
AUGAGCUUGUCCGCCGUUGAACCAAACGUUCAAGAAGGCAUCGAAUACUGGAACACCCAACCAGCAAGUCUCGAUGGUGUGCUUGGAGGAUAUGGAUCGGGGUCUCUUCCGAGGAUAGACUCACUCGGCUCCAGGCUUUUCUUGCUUAAUCUGUUCCCCCAAUUAUCCACGAUUCCUUCUGCGUUUCGUCCUCUUGAUGCACCGUCCGAUCCACCGAGGACGCGUGCAUUGGACGUAGGCGCUGGCAUCGGACGCGUAACGGCGGAUGUGCUUCUCCACCUGGUCUCGGACGUGACGAUCCUUGAGCCCGUGGAACCUUUCGUGCAGGAGGCACUAUCGCGCGCACGACGUAGUGCUGCAGAUCCAUCGAGCAAGGACGCGUGGCGAGGACUUGCAGACGGGUCUAAAAGCGUAACUCUUCUCCAAGGAACACUGCAAGACUUCCAUCCCCUUCAGCCGCACCAUGCGCGUUUCCUCGAUCGCGUAGGAUAUCAGCCCCCUCGCCCUGAUGAUGAGGUCGGACAGGGAUUCGACGUCAUAUGGUGUCAAUGGUGUUUGGGACAUUUAUCGAACGUUGAUCUUGUGGCUUUUUUGAAAAGGAGCCAUGAAUCGUUAAAAAAGCACCCUAAAGCGCUUAUUGUGGUCAAGGAGAAUAUUUGUUCAGACAAGCCCGAUGGAUCCGCGCAGGAGGUAUUUGAUGAACAAGAUUCUAGCUUGACAAGGUCGGACGCGGCAUGGAAGGCGAUCUUCGAGCAGGCCGGUCUCCGACUAGUGAAGGAGAAAGUACAGGAAGGCCUGCCCGAUGAACUUUUUGUGGUAAAAAUGUGGGUCAUAAUUUCAAUCUCUAAAUUCAUGUCGUAA